AUGGCGGCGGCGGGAGGCUCGGCUAGCUCGCUCGCUCGCUCCCUCGGCGCUCGGCCCUUCGGCGCCCGCGCCCGCGCCCGCUGCGGCCUCCACAGGAAGUGCCGGCGGCCGGCCUCGCUUCUCGUCAGCGGCUCCAGCGGCUGCCACCGGUGCGCCCCAGCGCCCAGUGGUGGGACAGGGAGGCCGGGAGUCUCCCCGCAAGACACAAUGGAAAAGUACCAGAUUUUGGACUGGCUGAAACCUGGGGCCUUGGGGGUGAACCUUCUGGUGGAGGAGACAAAAACCAAAGUAAAGCACGUGAUAAAGCAGGUGGAGUGCAUUGAUGAGCAUCAGGCCAACGAGGCCCUGGAGGAGUUGAUGCCACUGCUGAAGCUUCAGCACGCCCACGUCUCCAUCUACCAGGAGCUCUUCACCGUGUGGAACAGUGAGAUCUCCUCUUUUUUCCUUUGCCUGGUGAUGGAGUUCCACGAGGGAAGCUUCCAGAAUGUCAUUGAGAAGAAGAGGGCGGCAAAGAGAGUCAUUGACUCCCAGUGGAUGCAGAACGUGCUGGGCCAGGUGUUGAAUGCGCUGGAGUACCUGCACCAGGUGGACAUUAUCCACAGGAACCUCAAGCCCUCCAACAUCGCCCUGGUCAGCAGCGACCACUGCAAACUGCAGGACCUGAGCUCCAACGCACUCAUGACCGACGUAGCCAAGUGGAACGUCCGUGCAGAGGAAGACCCCUUUCACAAGUCCUGGACGGCCCCCGAAGCCCUCAACUUCUCCUUCAGCCAGAAAUCUGACAUCUGGUCCCUGGGCUGCAUCAUUCUCGACAUGGCCGGCUGCUCCUUCCUGGAUAGCGCGGAAGCCAUGCUUCUGCGGAAGUCCAUCCGGAGUUCCCCCGACGGCCUGAGGGGUGUCCUGAGGACCAUGGAGGAGAGGAGGGUCCCCGGUGCGAAACUCUUCAAUUCCCUCUUGCCUCUGAUGCUCCAGGCCGACCCGUCGGAGCGAAUAACCGUCAGGGACGUGAUUCACUUCACGUUUGUGAGCAGCGACUCCAGGUCCCCCAGCAGUGCCCUGAUGCCGCGCCGGCAGGCGGUGCCCGAGUUCAUCGUUGACGUGCUGCUGGAAAGCAACGUCGCCGGCAUCUUAGGCGAUGGUGGGGCCCCGAGGGGGCGGCACCCCACUGUCUUUAGCUGGGGGGGGCAGUGACCCCCACCGCGUCCCCCGGACCGCUCCUCACACACGGCCGGGGGGCUUGCCCCUCAUCCAGCCCAAGCACAGCUUUGCUCAGGGUACAGCCCCACUCAGAUACCCCCGAGCUCGCCGAGAGCAGAGUUCAUCUCUGUGGCCAGGGCCC
Physeter macrocephalus (sperm whale) is the source of this 1339-nucleotide messenger RNA. It is a transcript of the gene STKLD1, whose product is annotated as serine/threonine kinase like domain containing 1. Gene Ontology annotation, molecular function: ATP binding; protein serine/threonine kinase activity. The transcript is spliced from 11 exons. Bases 1 to 1191 code for a protein of 396 amino acids. Gene Ontology annotation, biological process: protein phosphorylation. NCBI's taxonomy places the organism in Eukaryota, Metazoa, Chordata, Mammalia, Artiodactyla, Physeteridae. The record is from RefSeq and is a predicted model, not a curated record.